Messenger RNA from Oppiella nova, 2956 nucleotides. NCBI's taxonomy places the organism in Eukaryota, Metazoa, Arthropoda, Arachnida, Sarcoptiformes, Oppiidae. The record is from the annotation of a GenBank genome assembly.
AUGAGUGAUGUGUGGUAUGGUAUGGGAAGAGCCUUAUGUGAGUUAGGCUGGGAUGGGAUGGCUAUCCGAACGGCUAAUAGUUUUCAAAGUGUGCCAACACUCGACAAUCAAACAGUUUUAGCUGUUCAGCAGUUCUUCAAUGAUAACACCGUUUCAAACCUCGCAAAUGCCGAUGUGGAGGAGGAGGAGGAAGAAGACGUGUUUCAAUGCGGGAAAUGUAAGAAACAGUUCUCAAUAUUGAAUGCAUUUGUGAGCCAUAAGAAGGAGUGCGGACGCAAAUCCACGCUUAACAGGAAUAUCAACCAAUUGUUGCACUCGACUCACGACAACUUGAAGAACCCAAAUGUCUCUCUGGGCUCUCAUCUAACACUUCCGACGUCCCCAACGCUGCCAACCAUAGCCGGUGGUGUCAUUCUAAGCGAAUCGGAUCUCUUAUCUCUGACCACAAGUCUUGAGCACAACAUCGGGAGUAUCUCUUCCAUCAGUCCGUCUGGUCUUCACAUAACUGGCGACAGCUCUUUGGGUACAAACGAUGGGAACGACACCUUCUCUAAUGUAUUGUCUGGAAUCUCUUCUAACAAUACCAUUCACACGACCACUAAUACCGUACAGACAUCACAAUCUCUGGGAUUACCCGUCUCUCUACUCAAUAAUUUGGUUUCGACACCAUUUUUGGUUCAAACGACAAACACUUCAAACAAUUCUAUGAAUACCUCUUCAGUGACUCUUCCGUCGAAUUUUGUGUUAAAUAUUCAGUCAAAUGCUAUGAAUAAUAGCAAUUCGAUCCCAAUAAUGAUCGCCACUUCUAAUUUGACACCAAUUACAUCGACUGUCACUCAGUCUAAGUCCACUCCAAUCCAAGUCUCUAAUAUUAAACCCAAAGAAUCUCAAAACAAAGCUAAUGUCCAGCAAAAGAAACAGUUGGACGCAGCCAUCCAUGUAUUGCCCUCUUCUGACCUCAAGGCCUCCACUCAUAAGACUCGCAAAAGAGUCAUCAAAACUGAAGUGACAGACGCUAUGAAUCCAGUUUCGCCCAAACGAUCGGCUAAAUUGAAGUGCACUUUCUGUGACCGGAGUUUUAAUAAGAAUUUUGAUUUACAACAACAUAUCCGAUGUCAUACGGGAGAGAAACCUUUCCAAUGCAUUGUCUGCGGCAGAGCUUUCGCACAAAAAAGUAAUGUCAAAAAACAUAUGCAAACACACAAAGUAUGGCCGGACGGGUUGGCCCAUACACUACCACCACAAGCGUCUAUGGAUAUGCUUAAAGACAACAGCAAUGAUGACAGUCUUGUGGAACCCGAGAGGAUGAUUGAGUCGAGCGAUAGUAACCAACAAAUAGACAGCAGUUAUGUGUGUCCGUACUGUUCGUAUACUAAUGGCAAAAGUCAAAAGUUUAAGAGUUAUUUCGAACUCAAAAGUCAUAUGAAAACUCAUAAACGAGAAAAAGUAUACAAAUGUAUUCAGUCUUCGUGUGGAGUCAUGUUCUCAGAGUUAGAGCCCUUUUUGGGUCACAUCCAGACUCAUGAGACAGAGAUGACCUAUAGGUGCCAUCAAUGCAAUAAGACGUUCAGUUCUCUAUACGAUCUGGGAUUACAUCAGUACUCACACUCUCUGUACCCAAACCAAGGCUCACGAACGGGACAGAGGUAUUUCCGAUGUCAGAAAUGUCUUAAUAAGUACACAACACCGGCGGCCCUGGAACACCAUUUGGCCACAUCUACCCAUCACUAUCCCUGUCAUAAUUGCAAUAAAGUGUUUCCCUGUGAGCGCUAUUUGAGGCGCCAUUUACUCACUCACGGCUCAGGUCUUCAUAUCUGCCAAUACUGUGAGAAGACAUUCAAAACCGCUAACUAUUUGAAAGUCCAUUUAGUCAUACAUACGGGAGAGAAACCUUUUGCUUGCAAUGUAUGCGACGCUGCCUUCAAUCGGAGGGACAAACUAAAGCGCCAUAAACUGGUUCACGACCCCAUCAAACGGUUUAAAUGCCCGUUCAAAGCACACACCGGUUGUCCCAAAGAGUUCAAUAGACCCGACAAACUAAAGGCACACAUUCUGACCCACAGUGGCAUUAAACCACAUCAGUGUAAUGUGUGUUUGCGGUCCUUCUCACGUCGAGCACAUCUCCGAGAACACCAAAAAGGACACGAAAGCGCCCAAAAUGUAGAGAUCACUACCAACACGACCACCACUACCACUAUCACCUCCACUCCCAACGCUGUCCACAAUAAAACUGAUUUCAUAACUCUAUUUGAUUGUGAAAAGUGUGGAAAUCUGUUCGCCUCUGAAUCAGAUCUGAAGAAGCAUUCGUGCGAAUCAACGGGUAAUGCGAUGACACUCAAGACCAAGAAGAAUGCGAAAGGAAAUGUAAAAUUAGCCAAAAAGACGAAUUUAACGACCAGUUGUCUGACAUCGGGCACCAGUACUGUCACCACAAGCAGUAUUGGCUACACGAAGACAAAGACGAAGCCGUGUUCGGUAAACGCGACGCUCACGACAGCAGUAUUGGGCGACUCAUCCGAUCAGAUGACACCUAAAGACUCGUCAAACAGUGAAUUCACGUUUCAGUUUCACGACGGACUCGACGACAACAUACCCACCGCUCACAUCGAGAUCAUUACAGCGCCUGUUGAUAUCGGCGGCUCUUUCCCACCCAUCGUUACCAUCGAUGGCAUACAAUACCCAACGAUUCCAAUACUAACCAAUUCUAUUGACAGUGACUGUGAGGACAACGAUAACACUAACAGCAAAGACGAGAUGUCAACCAAAGUCCUGUUGACUGCUAUCCCUUCACUAAAAUAAUAAUCAUCAUCACAACUAUUAUAACUCUCAACCGAAUUACAUAUUUAUAAAUAUUAACUAAAUCUAACAUUAUUUAAGACCACAUUUUCUUAACUCUUAUUUUAUAUCUAUUACUAUCGAUAUAAAAAGUGUAUUUAAAAAAUAAUUAAUUCAACGC